AGCGCAGGCCGGGCCGUGUGGACAAGAACCGGCGUCGGGUCACUGCCCUCAGCGGUUGGUCCCGGUGCGCUAAGGGCGAGUAGCAGACACGGGGGAGCGGCUGAGGCAGGUGUCAAGGGCUGCAGCUUGGGCUCUCUGAAAGGUUCGUGAGCCUGGUUAGUCCAGGAGCCAGUGACUAGCUGGUAACGAAACCAGGAAAAAGACAAUGGCAUCUGGGACUGUUGAAAUAAUUAGCUCUACCCCUGCGGGAGGGUCGAAUGAUGUAAGCUUGGAGGAACCAAAGAAGAUGACAAGAGAAGACUGGAGGAAAAAGAAGGAACUAGAGGAACAGAGAAAGCUGGGUAAUGCGCCAGCUGAAGUGGAUGAGGAAGGAAAAGAUAUCAACCCUCAUAUUCCUCAGUACAUCUCUUCAGUGCCAUGGUACAUAGAUCCUUCAAAAAGACCUACAUUAAAGCACCAGAGACCUCAGCCAGAAAAGCAGAAAGAGUUUACCUCAUCUGUGGAAUGGUACAAACGAGGGGUUCAAGAGAAUGCUGUUACAACUAGGUACCGCAAAGGAGCCUGUGAGAACUGUGGUGCAAUGACACAUACAAAGAAAGACUGCUUGGAGAGACCUCGGAAAGUUGGAGCAAAAUUCACAGGCCUUAAUAUUGCACCAGAUGAACAUGUGCAGCCUACACUAAUGUUUGAUUAUGAUGGGAAGCGAGAUCGUUGGAAUGGUUAUAACCCAGAAGAGCACAUGAAGAUUGUAGAAGAAUAUUCCAAAGUUGACUUGGCUAAACGUACUCUGAAAGCCCAGAAGUUGCAGGAAGAGUUGGCUUCAGGAAAACUGAUGGAGCAGGUGAACUCCCCAAGACACCACUGGGAAGAAGAGGAAUCAAAUUCACAGACAGAAAGAGAUCAUAACAGUGAAGAUGAAGAUGAAGAUAAAUAUGCAGAUGAUAUUGACAUGCCUGGACAGAACUUUGACUCCAAAAGACGUAUUACAGUCCGAAACUUGCGUAUUCGGGAAGACAUUGCUAAAUACUUGAGGAAUCUAGAUCCAAAUUCUGCCUAUUAUGAUCCCAAAACGAGAGCAAUGAGGGAGAACCCAUAUGCCAAUGCAGGCAAGAAUCCAGACGAAGUCGGUUAUGCAGGUGACAAUUUUGUUCGUUACACUGGAGAUACCAUUUCAAUGGCACAAACUCAGUUGUUUGCUUGGGAGGCUUAUGACAAAGGCUCUGAAGUUCAUCUUCAAGCAGACCCUACAAAACUGGAGCUCCUGUACAAAUCCUUCAAGGUGAAAAAAGAAGAUUUUAAGGAACAGCAGAAAGAAAGCAUCCUAGAAAAGUAUGGAGGACAAGAACAUCUAGACGCUCCACCAGCUGAACUGCUGUUAGCCCAGACAGAAGACUAUGUGGAAUAUUCUAGACACGGAACAGUCAUCAAAGGACAAGAGAAAGCUAUUGUCCGUUCUAAGUAUGAAGAGGAUGUAACUAUCAACAACCACACAUGUAUAUGGGGUUCAUAUUGGAAGGAAGGCAGAUGGGGAUAUAAAUGCUGCCACUCGUUUGUCAAGUAUUCCUAUUGUACAGGAGAAGCUGGGAAAGAAAUCGCUAAUACUGCAUCAGACUUACCAGAGGAAAAACCUACAGAGGAAGAGUAUAUGGCAAAAUCCAAAACGUUGAUGGAGAUACAUCAAGAAAAACAGAAGGAUGAGAAAAAAAAGAAAAAGAAGAAGCAAAAGAAGAGUCCAAAUUCAGAUAGUGAGGGUGAAGAGAAAAAGAAACACGAAAAACUGAAAAAGGCAUUAAAUGCAGAAGAGGCUCGUCUCCUCCAGGUUAAAGAAAUCAUGCAGUUAGAUGAGAGGAAGAGGCCAUAUAACAGCAUGUAUGAAACACGGGAGCCUACAGAAGAGGAAAUGGAGGCUUAUAGAAUGAAACGCCAAAGACCUGAUGAUCCCAUGGCCCCCUUCCUUGGACAGUAAUUAUGUGAAAGACAUUCCAGCACAUAGUUAUUGGCUAUUGUAUAUGAUACUUGGUAAACCAGUAACUGGAACUUCUCUGCCGCGUUUCUGUAAAAAAAACCUGCACAAGUCUGCUUUGCAGAAAUGGCCUGGUUUUUGCCAGGGAAAAGAAGUCUAUGAA
Gopherus flavomarginatus (Mexican gopher tortoise) is the source of this 2126-nucleotide messenger RNA. RefSeq names its product SLU7 homolog, splicing factor (gene SLU7). Gene Ontology annotation, biological process: mRNA splicing, via spliceosome. Bases 206 to 1966 code for a protein of 586 amino acids. The record is from RefSeq and is a predicted model, not a curated record. NCBI's taxonomy places the organism in Eukaryota, Metazoa, Chordata, Testudines, Testudinidae. The transcript has 16 exons. Gene Ontology annotation, cellular component: spliceosomal complex. Gene Ontology annotation, molecular function: pre-mRNA 3'-splice site binding.